AUGUUAAAAAUAAUCCUACCCACAAUCAUACUCUUGCCAACAGCCCUCCUAUCCCCCCAAAAAUUCCUAUGAACAAACACCACCACACACAGUCUCUUGAUCGCCACCCUCAGUUUACAAUGAACUACUCCAACAUACUACCCACACAAAAACCUAACCCAAUGAACCGGCAUUGACCAAACCUCCUCCCCCCUACUAGUCCUAUCCUGCUGAUUGCUCCCACUUAUAAUCAUUGCAAGCCAAAACCACCUCCAACACGAACCUCCAGCACGAAAACAAAUCUUCAUCACAACCUUAAUCAUAAUUCAACCAUUCAUCCUCCUCGCCUUCUCAACCACAGAACUAAUACUAUUCUACAUCUCAUUUGGAGCAACUCUAAUCCCAACCCUAAUCCUAAUCACCCGAUGAGGAAACCAACCAGAACGCCUAAGCGCUGGCAUUUACCUACUAUUCUAUACCCUCAUUAGCUCCCUACCACUACUAGUCACAAUUUUUCACCUACACACACAGACCGGCACAUUACAAUUAACAAUAUUAGAAUUAACCCACCCCAUACUCAUUAACUCAUGAACAAACCUCUUAUCAAGCCUGGCCUUACUAACUGCAUUUAUAGUAAAAGCACCCUUAUACGGCUUCCACUUGUGACUCCCAAAAGCCCACGUAGAGGCCCCAAUCGCAGGGUCAAUACUACUCGCCGCCUUCUUCUUAAAACUAGGAGGAUAUGGCAUUAUGCGCAUUACCCUCCUAACAGGCCCCCUUCCAACCCAUCUACACUACCCAUUCCUCACCUUAGCCCUAUGAGGAGCACUAAUAACUAGCUCCAUCUGCUUACGUCAAACCGACGUAAAAGCACUCAUCGCCUACUCCUCCGUAAGCCACAUAGGCCUAGUCAUCGCUGCAGGUACAAUCCAAACUCACUGAUCAUUCUCAGGGGCAAUAAUCCUAAUAUUCUCCCACGGUUUAAUUCCUUCAAUAGUAUUCUGCCUAGCCAACACCAUUUACGAACGUACACACAGCCGAAUUCUCCUCCUAACACGAGGUCUCCAACCCCUCCUACCCCUUAUAGCCACCUGAUGGUUACUAGCAAACCUAACUAACAUAGCCCUACCACCAACAACCAACCUAAUAGCAGAACUAACAAUCAUAGUUGCCCUAUUCAAUUGAUCCUCCUUCACAAUCAUCCUAACUGGAAUUGCAACUCUACUAACCGCAUCAUACACCCUAUUCAUGUUACUAAUAACCCAACGAGGUACAUUACCAACUCACAUAAUAUCCAUCCAAAACUCGAAUACACGAGAACAUCUCCUAAUAGCCCUCCACACUAUACCCAUACUACUCCUCAUCCUAAAACCAGAACUUAUCUCUAGA
Messenger RNA from Balearica regulorum gibbericeps (East African grey crowned-crane), 1368 nucleotides. The record is from the annotation of a RefSeq genome assembly. NCBI's taxonomy places the organism in Eukaryota, Metazoa, Chordata, Aves, Gruiformes, Gruidae.